Messenger RNA from Rotaria sp. Silwood2, 687 nucleotides. The record is from the annotation of a GenBank genome assembly. NCBI's taxonomy places the organism in Eukaryota, Metazoa, Rotifera, Eurotatoria, Philodinida, Philodinidae.
AUGACGCCAUUACCAUCACCACCACCCUCUACUUUAAAUCAUCAAUUGCACUCAAAUGGCAUUGCAAAACGGAGCCAUCGUACUGAUCUAGAUGAUAUUGUUCAAAAUUUUCUUUUGAUUUGGCUUGAUGCAAAAGUUGAUGAAUCCAGCGAAGGCUACAGUAAUUCAAUCAAACAUCUGCAACGAACUGUGAAUAUUAUUGAAACAUUUCAAGAUACGGAAGAAUGUGUUGAUUACAUUUCGAAAAUUCAAAAUGCAACAGCAUUUCUUAUUAUUUCUGAUGAUCUUUGUGAAACUGUUGUGCCACGUAUUCAUGACAUGACUCAACUCUAUUCCAUUUAUGUCUUUUGUCGGAAACAGUCUACGUACGAAGAGUGGGCAACAGACUGGUCCAAAGUGAAAGGUAUUUUCACAGAUAUUAUCUCAAUUUGUAACUCACUACGACAAUCUGCUCAACAGUGUGAUGAAGAUUCGGUCGUGAUUAGUGCUGUACCAUCGUUGAAUCAAAUCGAACCAUCUUUCAUGUAUACACAACUCUUCAAAGAAAUUAUUCUUGAAAUAGAUUUUGACGAAAACAAAGAAAUUAAUGCUCUAGCCGAAUAUGCAUUAUCAAAGUCACUUGGACGAAAGCAACAAGCCCAUUCGGUGGUACACUCGCGAGUGUUUUGUGUACCACAUGCUCAAUAA